Silurus meridionalis is the source of this 5817-nucleotide messenger RNA. It is a transcript of the gene arhgap23b, whose product is annotated as Rho GTPase activating protein 23b. The transcript has 24 exons. The coding region runs from base 446 to 4825 and encodes 1459 amino acids. The record is from RefSeq and is a predicted model, not a curated record. Gene Ontology annotation, biological process: signal transduction. Lineage: Eukaryota; Metazoa; Chordata; Actinopteri; Siluriformes; Siluridae. Gene Ontology annotation, molecular function: protein binding.
AGGGAGAGAAGGGAGUGUUGAGCUGAAGCACAUAGAUGAAACCAGCUUAGUGAGAGUGAGCAAGCAAAUGAGUAAGAGGAGUGUGUGAAAGAGCAGCACGAUUGUUUUCACUUCCCUGUGACCUCGACAAAAGAACGAAGGAUCACCCGUGAACCCGUCUCCUUCCAUCUGAAUGAACAAGUGAUAGAGAAGAAAAGACAACAGAGAGUAAGAGGGAAGAUCUGCACAUCGCCCCUGACAUCGUUGACUUUGCUGCUGGAGGAAGCAAGGAGGACAGACAGAGGAAGGGUGACAGGAGAGCACGGUGCUUUUGGAAAGGUGCAGCAACAUGAGAUUGUAGCAACAUGAGUGUGUGUGUCCUGACCUGGAGCUCGUGUUUGAAGAGAGCAGCCAAGGAUCAUUGCCAUGCCAGCAUCUAGGAAGCUUCAACAAGCUCAUUGAAGACAUGGCCCAGGCAAAAGGGCCAAGAGAUGGAGUUCUGCUGUCCAAUGAAAAUGCGUGUCCAGUGUCCAGGGAAGGCGUGGCAUGGAAAGGCCCUCGUACGGUGGUCCUGCAGAAGACCUCUCAGGGCUUUGGGUUUACACUGCGGCACUUCAUAGUUUACCCACCCGAAUCUGCCCUCCACACCUCUGUGAAGGAUGUAGAUAAUGGCAAUGGAAAAGGGAAUCAUAGGGGCCGCAUGGAGCCAAUGGAUACUAUUUUCGUGAAAAGUGUAAAGGAGUCAGGUCCUGCACAUCAGGCUGGGCUCUGCACAGGAGACCGACUAGUAAAAGUAAAUGGGGAGAGUAUUCUGGGAAAAACCUACUCGCAGGUUAUAGCACUAAUUCAAAACAGUAAGAGUUUACUGGAGCUUUCCAUUAUGCCUAAAGAUGAGGAUGUACUCCAGUUGGUAAGUGCAUACUCUCAUGACGCUUAUCUGAAAGGGAAUCAACCAUACACUGGAGGGGCUCAAAACCUUCCGGAGCCUCCUCCAAUUUGCUACCCUCGCAGUAAACCCACUUCCUCCGUUAUGCCCGGCAACCUAAACUGCAGGCGUGGGUCAGCUGGUCUCUUAGACAGCCGCCCAAUGGGAGAUAGUAUAGGGGGUACAGGCCGGCGUUCAGAUACCCCUGGCCGACUUUGUAACCAGCGUGCCCGCUCUUCAACCUUAGCCAUCAGCCCUCUGGACUUUCACUUUGCCAACCACAAUGAGGCUAUCUCCUCAGCCUCCCUGCCCCACCCACGGAAGGGCAGCCUUCCACUGUCACAGAGUGAGCUUUGUCACCAAGCACUAUCUAAAUGGUACUACAGCCAGACAACCGAGCGCCCAGGCAUGUCCCACCACCAUCGCAGCAUCUCUCAGGACACGCUGCUGUGCCACUAUGGAACUGCCACAGGAGUCAAUCAGUCCCCUUACAUCGACUCCUGUUGGAUGGGUAGGUGGGGCAUGACUGGGGCUCAGCAAUCAAACCGAUCCUGCUCCGAAAAUUUACUUGCUACUUGUGCGGAAUACGAGAAGAGCCAUGGGCACUCGCAGGAGAAAUUGGACAAGGCAGCCUCUCUGGUUUCACGCUGCUAUGAAAAGUCAACCUGUGCCUCGCAGAGCAGCCAGUCAGUCUGGAAAGAAGAGCAGCCUUGCUUGGCCAAUCAACGUGCAGUAACUUGUGCAGAUGUGUUACCUCUGGAUCGGGGAUCCAGCCAUGCCCAAGAGUCAGCACAGUCCCGAUGUCUGCCCACGCAGACAGUAGAUGACCAGAUGGUAGGCUACCGCAGCUAUAGUCCCUCUUUCUGUCGCAAAGCAGGUCACCUCAUGCAGCAGGCUCACUCCUUUAGAGAUUCUUCCUACACUGGUCCUCACCUUAGCUGGACUACCACACCUAAAACCAGCCCUCCAGAUAGCGCACCUUCCACAGGCAGAGAUUCAUCUCCUCUGUCUAUGUCUUCCACUGCUGAGACACAGAGCUCUGCAAAGGAAAGCUCAGGUAGUGGACCCACACUGGAGGAGUCUGUUCAAGCACAGAUGCAAGAGGUAGUCCUAAGACAAAAGCUUCCUGGUGGCAAAUGUACCCCCCUUGGAAUGCGCCACCCAAAUUAUGCUGUGCCUGUGGAUCUACUCGAACCUCCUGUUGCCUUGGCCCCUGGGCGGUCCAAUGGUAACCUGCAACCUCUGCCUGUGGAGCAGGACUCCCUGGCUUCCAUUCCCUUUAUAGAUGAGCCAACCAGCCCCAGUGUAGAUCUGCUUGCCCAGCACGUGCCUGCCUCCUCUGUGGUGUCCAGCAGCUUGUGCCAGGCACCUACCCUGUCCAGCAGCCCUGUCCCUCCCUCCCUUACCUCCCCUCUCACACAUCUCCUCGACACAGACUGCAGCACUGUCAAAAACAGCCGUCGCUCUUCCUACCUGCUGGCCAUCACAACUGAGCGGUCCAAAUCUUGUGAUGAAGGUCUGAACACAUUCAGAGAUGAAGGCCGCAUGUUUAUGAGAUUACCAAAAAGAGUCAAAAGCUUUUUUACAGAGGGUUCCCUCGAGAGUCUGCGAGCGGCAGAGGAAGCCCGCUCCAAACGCCACUCCACCUCUGAGCUUGGCAACAUCACGCUAACGGAUAUCAGAAAAGAGGGCUGGCUGCACUACAAACAGAUCCUUACAGAGAAGGGCAAGAAAGUUGGUGGUGGUAUGCGGCCAUGGAAACGGGUUUUCUCUGUGCUGCGCUCUCAUUCACUCUUUCUGUACAAAGACAAGCGUGAGGCAGUGCUCCAUGGAGCUGGGUCAUUAGGCCACGGAGGUGGUGGGGAGGAUGAGCAGCCCAUCAGUGUCCGUGGCUGCUUGAUUGACAUAGCCUACAGUGAGACGAAGAGGAAAAACACACUACGACUUACCACACAGGACUUCUGUGAGUACUUGCUACAGGCAGAGGAUCGGGACGACAUGUUGAGCUGGAUCCGCAUCAUUCGUGAGAACAGCAAGACUGACAAUGAGGAGCUUGGUUUUUCCAGACAGGCCCUCAUCAAUAAGAAACUAAACGAUUACAAGAAACAAAGCCUAACGGGUACUAAGCCAGACACUUCUCCCAGAGUCCACCGAAUGAUGCAACCAUUUCUCCUCUCCAAGACUGACAGCAGCUCAGGAGUAAACCGAUCCCCGAAAGCAGAGAGCAAAGAGGAGAACAGUCCUCCGAAGGCUACAUGGAGCAUCAACAUAAUGAAAAAAGGGAAGAAAGCAGGGCCUAAGGCUUUUGGGGUUAGACUAGAGGACUGCCCUCCGGGAGCUACUAAUAAGUUUGUGCCUCUGAUUGUGGAGACCUGCUGCAGCCUGGUGGAAGAGAUGGGUUUGGAAUACACAGGGAUCUACAGAGUGCCAGGGAACAAUGCCAUGGUGUCCACCCUACAGGACCAACUCAACAAGGGCAUGGAGAUUAACACUACUGAAGAGAGGUGGCAGGAUCUGAACGUAAUCAGCAGCCUCCUUAAGUCAUUCUUUAGGAAGCUUCCAGAACCUCUUUUCACGGAUGACAAAUACAAUGAUUUCAUCUAUGCCAAUCGAUUAGAGGAUGCUGGAGACCGGUUAAAGACAAUGAGAAAACUGAUUCGUGACUUACCAGAUCAUUGCUACCACACACUUAAGUUUGUGAUCAGCCAUCUUAAGCGAGUAGCUGAUCACUCAGAGAAGAAUAAGAUGGAGCCAAGAAACCUCGCUCUUGUGUUUGGUCCCACGCUUGUGCGUACCUCAGAGGACAAUAUGACGGACAUGGUUACUCACAUGCCUGACCGCUAUAAGAUUGUGGAGACUCUUAUUCUCCAUCAUGCAUGGUUCUUCACUGAUGAGCUUAUGGAUAAAGAUGAGAAGACCCCUGAAGACCAACGGGAUGAGCAGCCCAUUCCAAAUAUCGACCAUCUCCUCUCCAACAUUGGCCGAACAGCACCACUGGGGGACGCCUCAGAUUCCACUAACAGUGAUUCAGCUAAAUCCAAGGGAUCUACGAUUUCAAAGAAAGAUGUAAGCGCCAAGGAUUUCCUUCCCCUUUCCAUCAUAUCUGCUGUGACCCGGAAGAGAAAGAAGCAUCGGAGUGCCUGCCCUACAGACAGCAGUAGCGAUGAGGACUCAGAACAUGAGCCGGUGAAAGCCAGUAACUAUGGCGAACUGAGUGAGAAUGGGGGUAAUGAGAGGGAUGGAGGUCAGCAAGAUGAGGAGGAUGAGGAGAGCAAGAUGGGGUGUGCGGCCCAAAGCGAGGAAAGUCAGACAAAAGAAGUAGAUGAGAAGGAUGUAGAAGGAAAACAGAUGAUGGAGCCACAAGAGGAAAGAGAACAGGAGGUUGGAGGGAGGGAGAGUGGAAGUAUCCAGCAAGAGGAUGAUGGUAUACGAGUGAGCGUCAACAUGAGGGCACAGUUAGGGCAAGAGCAACCGCAGCGGCCCCGUAGCUUCCUCUACUCCCACCAGAGUUCUACAGGGCAGAGUGUCACAGACCAGUCAGCCAGCUCUCCCACAUCCCCGUGCUCCAGUGAUGCCCACAGACUCAGCCAGGUCAACUCAGCAAGCCGCAAGAAGCUGCGUGGGGAGAGGGCUCGUCCUCGCUCGUUAUAUGAGGAACCAGGUCUGGAGCGGGCUGCGGGUCUGGCCCGAGUCAAAGCCUCACUUGUUCGUGGCCAGGAGAGGCUGCGUCAGGCCAUGUCCCCCAGCAGAGACCCGUCUGUCCAGCCAAGUUGGCUAAGUCAGGUACAUGCCAACUUCCUUUCCUCUGCCAACGAUUUGUGGAGGUCAGGGACUCAGCGGCGUCAUGCUUCCCCAGAGACGCGCCGCAGGCGGAGAGACUGGAGACGCCAUACAGUGGUGGGAAAUAGUGGGGAAAUCUAAGCAAAAGCAUCUAAACAUUCUGAAUCCUAAUGCAUUAACAUACUGAACAGAAAUAAAGCACACUACUCAAAUAUCAAGCACGAAGCCAGAAGGUUUAGAUGAAGUGUUAUAAUGAAGGAAAGCUUGGCAUGAGAUGAAUCCAUUUCAGUUAUUAAUUGCAUAUUUGCACAAUGCCGAAAGCAAGUGUUCCAUGUAACAUUUGUGCAAUAAAGGCUUAAGGCCUUUCGGCAUUCUGCACCAGUGCAAAAAAAAAAACUUCCUUUCCAUCUCACCUCCUUCAUCACUGGAGGAUGGCACUUCAGCUGAAAGAGCAGGAUCAUCACUGCACAUUCGCAAGACUUUGCACUGCACCUUAUCAGCAACACCAAACAUAAAAUGGCUUCCAACCUCAGGUGCAAGAACAGAAAGCUGUGGGGCAGCCAGAACUAUACAUGCUGCCACUCAUUCAUAACUCACACACACACCAUGUACAUACAUUGCUAAAGAAAGAAAAAGGUCUGGUGUGAUUUUACAAAUGUGUCUUGGUCUCCUACACCCAUCUCCCAAUUAAAGUCUUCCCUGGCACGAGUGGAAAAAUUGACAGUAUUACACAUUAAGUUGUUGUGGCAGAUGCACUGAAAUACGGUAUAACCUUCCUUACCUUUAGCUCCGGUGUGCCAAUCGAUCUCAUUCUUUCUAUUGUGUGUUUUGAUCUACAAUCCUUGUUCUCCUCGGGUGGUUUGAGCAGCCACUGCAGAUUUGUAUGAUGUUUGACCAGUUAUUACUUUUAUUAUUACUAUUGUUGUGUAUGACCUAACAUGUCUGUCCUGUGUGUCAUAUUGUCUUUGCCCUGUGUGUACACUGUGGCUGAUCAUUUGGACCAAUUAAUUUUUUGUAACAGUUGUACAAAGGCCUCGCUACAUUAACCUGCAUGUACAAAUGCUACAUAUGGUUGUUCUGAAUUGUCCCUUUUUUUUAUUUUUUAGACUGUUACAUAAAGAUGUCUUUAUUUC